AAUUGCUAUCGUCUAUCAAACGGUUUGCCUUUCAGUGCGACGAUAGAGUAAAUCUGACUUUAAUAAACAUUUGUUCCUCAUAUUUUUUCAUAUAAAGUCGAUUGUUAUUCAUUAAUUAAAAAAAAAAUUUUUAUAAUGUUUUUCUUUGAAACAACAAAUGUGAUGUGAUAUUUUCAUUUUUUUUUUUAAAGUGAAAAAAAGAGAGAGAAACUCUAUUUGAGGUUAACAUACUCAACGAAUGACUCGCACACGAUGGAAAAUUCGAGUGCGCAACAAGAUGCUACAGGGUCAAAAGUCGACCCUUUUCUCACCCCCAAUCUGGUUAAAGACAAGAAAGACAUUUCGGAUAAGAAUAAAAAAAGUGACAUGAAAUUAAAUUCCCCUACGAGUCUUUUAGUGCAAAAUACAAUUUUAUUGCCAAGUAGUGUUGUUCGUGUUAAACAAUCGUACAAUGAUGGAAUUCAAAAACUUAAUAUACAGCCAACAUCUUCAGGCUCUGCUACCGGAAAUCCACGUAAUAAAACUGCUUUGGGUCCUGGUUAUAGUCUCAUGGAUUGGAUUAAAUUGGGUGCAACUGGGAUUGACUUGACUGGCGUUGAUGGUAUUCCUCGCGAUGUUACAAUGGCUGAAUUAGCAAAACAUAAUAAAGAAAAUGACGCCUGGAUUGCAAUAAGGGGAAUAGUAUUUAAUGUAACGCAUUAUAUGAAAUUUCAUCCUGGUGGUAUUGAGGAAUUAAUGAAAGGCGUUGGUAAAGAUGCGACGAAAAUUUUCGAAAACAUUCACGCAUAUGUAAAUUAUCAAAGUAUUCUACAAAAAUGCAUUGUUGGAAGGCUCAAUCGAUCCACUUCCAAUUUGGAUCAUACUUUGGCAUUAGACAAAGAGGCCAGUGAUAAAAAAGAAGAAGAUGAAGCGUUUGAUAAAUUUGUUCUUCCAUCAAUCAUUCCUGAUCUUCCAAAAAAUUCGAGAGAUGAGUCUGCAUUGACUUCCAGUUCAAUUCCAAACGUACGAAUGAAUUGGAAACAAACCACUAACACCAUAAAGUUUUUUUAUCAGUCAGUGAUUAAUUAUCCAGCGGCUAAUUAUCAAUUAACAAGAAUAAACGAUUCGAAAAUUGAAAUAACAAUUAAUUUUGGAUACUUGGAGAAAGAUAUUGUUAGUCAUGAAUUUCAAUUAGCUGACGAUAUAAAAUGGCCUCCACAAUGGACAAAAAAUCACGAAACAAUGGAGGUGAAUUUCAUAUUAACAAAAAAGACUGGAGCUCUAUGGAAAUCGUAUGGUACACGAACCACUGAAUUUAAGGGAAAAUGUAAGGAGAGAUUAUAUAGAGAAUACGAAGUCAUCAGUAAUACUUUACUUUGUAAAGUGGUUCAUCUUAUGGUUCUAAGAGCAAAAGAUUAUUUGGAACUUGUUCCAAUUGGUCGACACUUAGAAGCUAAAAUAAAUGUUUUAGGAACUGAAGUUUCUAGAAUGUAUACACCUGUCCCUCCGUGCCUUCAUCCUGAUGAUAUGGCGCCAAAUUACACGUCCGAUUGUAUAUGUCUCAUGGUAAAAAAUUAUCCCGAAGGCGCACUCACUCCGUCCAUGACUGCAUUACAGCCAGGGCAAACAUUAAGUUUGAGUAGUGGGCUAGGCACCUUUACAGUCGAAUCCUUUGACAUCUACUCGACAAUUCACAUGUUGGCUGCGGGUACUGGUUUGACUGCAAUGCUUGGAAUUAUUCAAAGAGCACUUUGCAGACGUAAUGUAAUUUUAGUAAAUUUGAUUAAUUUUAAUAAAGAUGAAGACAACAUUUUUUAUUCUAAAGAAUUAGAAAGAGUUUCUGCAGAUAAAAAAUUGAAAGUAACACAAGUAUUGUUAAAACCCAAUGAUACUUGGACUGGUAGAAAAGGAGAAAUUUCGAGUGAACUAAUGUCAGAAUUAAUUGGCAAUUCAGUUCAGCAAGCUUGUAUCUUUUCAUGUGGUCCAAGAGGUUUUAUGGAAACUGCAAAAAAAUUACUGUUAAAUCUUGGAUGGAACUCAAUGCAAAUGCAUGACUUUGAUGAUUAAAUUUAAGGCAAAAAAAAAAAAAAAAA
Molecule: messenger RNA, 2072 nt
Organism: Leptopilina boulardi
Lineage: Eukaryota; Metazoa; Arthropoda; Insecta; Hymenoptera; Figitidae
Product: cytochrome b5 reductase 4
Exons: 11
Coding region: 253-2046 (597 amino acids)
Biological process (GO): generation of precursor metabolites and energy; superoxide metabolic process
Cellular component (GO): endoplasmic reticulum
Molecular function (GO): oxidoreductase activity; heme binding
Source: RefSeq, a predicted model, not a curated record